This is a messenger RNA of Lottia gigantea (owl limpet), 1466 nucleotides long. RefSeq lists its product as hypothetical. NCBI's taxonomy places the organism in Eukaryota, Metazoa, Mollusca, Gastropoda, Lottiidae. Gene Ontology annotation, cellular component: transcription preinitiation complex; transcription factor TFIIIB complex; nucleus. The annotation marks the transcript as partial. The record is from RefSeq and is a predicted model, not a curated record. Gene Ontology annotation, molecular function: RNA polymerase III type 3 promoter sequence-specific DNA binding; TBP-class protein binding; RNA polymerase III general transcription initiation factor activity. The transcript is spliced from 11 exons. Gene Ontology annotation, biological process: transcription by RNA polymerase III; DNA-templated transcription initiation; transcription preinitiation complex assembly.
ACCCAUGUUUGUACAUCCCCCGAUUUGCCUACAAGCUAGAAUUUGAUACGAAGACUCAUGAUGUUUCAAUGACAGCGUUACGAUUGGUCCAGAGAAUGAAGAGAGAUUGGAUGCACACUGGUCGUCGACCUUCAGGACUCUGUGGUGCAGCAUUGUUAGUAGCAGCUAGAAUCCAUGAUUUUUGCCGAACUGUAAAAGAUAUUAUUAAAGUUGUCAAAGUCUGUGAAGCUACUAUCAGAAAAAGGCUAACAGAGUUUCAAGACACACCAUCAAGUCAACUGACAAUCGAUGAGUUUCAUCGAAUAGAUCUAGAGGAGGAACGAGAUCCACCCUGUUAUAUUCAGAGCAAGAAAAAAGCUAAAAUACACCAGCUAGAAGAAGAUAAUAAAUUAGGAGAUCUAACAGAUGAAGUCAGUAAUAUUCAGGAUGAAAUAGAAAAAUCACUAGAAGCCAAACGACCAAAAGGAGGCAUUUAUAGUGCUUAUGCCAAAGUGGACGAAAGUUCUGCUCCAUCCACCACAGUGACAGUUGAGGUAGAGGCUGCUUCAGAAUAUCUAGAAAAAACAGUAUUAGGUGAUAUAAUGAAUGGUGAAUUAAACAGUGAUCAUACAAACAAUAGUAUAAACUCUGAGGGUGAGGAGACUACAUCGUUAGAACGGUUUCGUGCCCAAGGCCUGACCCCCACGGCAGCUAGUCUAGGUAUAACAGAAGUAGUGGAAUCGUGUCUCAAUGAAACAGAAACUAAAGACUCACCAGACAACGAUACAGAUGGAGUUCUAGAUUUAACUGGUAUAGAUGAUGAUGAACUAGAAAAGUUAUUAUUGAAUGAAGAUGAAGUAAAAAUAAAGACAGAUAUUUGGAUGAAAGCCAAUGAAGAUUAUUUAAAAGAACAGAAAGAAAAAGAAGAGAAGAAAGCUUUAGAGGAAGCUGAAGCAGAAUUAAAACCUGAAAAAAAGAAAAUAAAGAAAGUUCGAAGGAAGCCACUAUCAGAAGCCUCCAGCGCUAAAGAAGCUAUAUCAAUGUUGAUACAGGAGAAAAAACUGUCCAAUAAAAUAAACUACGAUGUUUUAAACGAUUUGGUGAAACCAGAAGAUAUCAAAAGUAGUCCAUGCCCAUCUCCUUCGCCUUCUGUUACCAUGUCACCACGACCUCAUUCUAACAGUAGUCUUAUAAACAGGUUUAAACGACCAAGUUUUAGUUUUGAAUCCAGUUUAGAUAUGGACGUAGCAAGUAAGAGAGCUAAACUAACAGCCCCUACUAUCAAACCAUCAUUACCUAAACAAGAUACAGUAGUAGAAAAAGGCCCUAUACAAUAUAAUAAUAAAGAAGAUGAAGAAGAAGGAGAUUACUAUGAAGAAGAGGAAGAGGAAGAAGAUUGCAAUAUGUCUGCUGCUAAAUUAAUGGGUCAUAGUACAGAUGUAAAUUAUGAAGAUGAAGUUGAUUAUGAUUAUGAUGAUGAUGAUUGA